AAAUCACUCACAAAGCUAAGGCACAUAAGAGCCAUUUUCUUCCCUAGGAGCCAUAAAAGACAAUAUAAUUAUUUUUCUCUAAGUAUGGCUUCAAAAGGAAUUGCUAUAAUUUGCAUGGCUUUAGUUCCAAUUAUCAUGAGCAUGAUUUCAGUACAAGUAGCCAUGGCUCAAUCUGAUUGCACAAGUACACUUAUUACUAUGGCUUCAUGCCUUAGCUUUGUCACCGGAAGUGCGAAAACGCCGUCGGCUUCUUGCUGCUCCGCCCUCUCCGGGGUGUUGCAGUCUAAGCCACGGUGCCUUUGUAUCAUUGUCAACAGUGGUGGUUCGUCAUUAGGAGUCCAAAUCAAUCAAACUCAGGCACUUGCGUUGCCUAGUGCAUGCAAUCUUCAAACUCCUCCUGUUAGUAAAUGUUAUGCUGGUAAUGCACCGGUAAUGUCUCCAGAGGGUGCACCUUCGGAAGGAACUCCAGAUUCUUCGACUGGUUUAGCUGUUUCAGGCUCAAAGGCGAGCAGCAGCACCUCUGAUGGAAGUCCUCUGAAGGUUCCAGUUCGAGCUGCAGUUGGAAUCGUUCUUUUCAUGGCUUCCUAUGUUUUCAUGAUUUGAAAUUUAUGAAUUUUAUGUCGGAGUUACGUUAAAUAUGGAGUAUCCUUAGUACUAAAUAAAAGUAGCAUUAUGAUGUUACAUAUUAUGUUGGGGCGUGAUUUAUUAGUGUUUGUCUUAAGUUUGUUGUGUGUCUGUUACUAUUUUACCAUUUGUUUCUCUAUUGUACCAGUAAUUUGAGAUGCAGUUUAAACUUUAUUUGUAAGUGUUUUUUUUCCAAAUACGUACGGAGAAAAUUGUUUCA
Solanum dulcamara is the source of this 844-nucleotide messenger RNA. RefSeq names its product non-specific lipid transfer protein GPI-anchored 5-like. The record is from RefSeq and is a predicted model, not a curated record. NCBI's taxonomy places the organism in Eukaryota, Viridiplantae, Streptophyta, Magnoliopsida, Solanales, Solanaceae. Bases 85 to 603 code for a protein of 172 amino acids. Gene Ontology annotation, biological process: lipid transport. Gene Ontology annotation, molecular function: lipid binding. The transcript has 3 exons.